UUCUAGUCCACCGACACUCUCCCGCCCUACCUCUCCUCUCCAUUUUCUUUAAAAAUCCACUCGUUAAUCCCCUCCCCUCCCACCGACGCUGCCGCCUCGGCUGCUUCUUCUUCCUCGGCGCGGCGCCGUACCCAGUGAAGAAUCCCAGACAUUCCGCGCAGGAGGAGAUGGAAAUCUGCUGCUAGAGUGAGCAGCUGGUAACCUGCGUCGGCAGCGGCGGCGGAGGAGGGGGAGGCGGAAGCCAUGGAGGCGAGCGCCGGGCUGGUCGCCGGCUCCCACAACCGCAACGAGCUCGUCGUCAUCCGCCGCGACGGCGAUCCCGGGCCGAAGCCGCUGCGGCAGCAGAACGGGCAGGUGUGCCAGAUUUGCGGCGACGACGUCGGCCUGACCCCCGCCGGGGAGCCCUUCGUGGCGUGCAACGAGUGCGCCUUCCCCGUCUGUCGCGACUGCUACGCGUACGAGCGCCGCGAGGGCACGCAGAACUGCCCCCAGUGCAAGACCCGCUACAAGCGCCUCAAGGGUUGCGCGCGCGUGCCAGGGGAUGAGGAGGAGGACAACGUCGACGACCUGGAGAACGAGUUCGACUGGAAGGACAGGCACGACUCCCAGUAUGUCGUCGAGUCCAUGCUCCAUGGCCACAUGAGCUACGGCCGCGGAGCCGACCUUGAUGGCGUUCCGCAUCCUUUCCAGCCGAACCCCAAUGUUCCCCUCCUCACCAACGGGCAGAUGGUUGAUGACAUCCCGCCAGAGCAGCACACGCUUGUGCCAUCUUUCAUUGGUGGCGGAGGGAAGAGAAUCCACCCACUUCCGUAUGCGGAUCCCAACUUACCUGUGCAACCGAGGUCUAUGGACCCUUCCAAGGAUCUUGCUGCUUAUGGGUAUGGUAGCGUCGCGUGGAAGGAGAGGAUGGAGAGCUGGAAGCAGAAGCAGGAGAGGCUUCACCAAAUGAGGAAUGACGGUGGUGGUGAUGAUAGCGAUGAUGCUAAUCUUCCACUAAUGGAUGAAUCUAGACAACCAUUGUCCAGAAAGAUUCCAAUUCCAUCAAGCCAGAUCAAUCCAUAUAGAAUGAUUAUCAUUAUUCGACUUGUGGUUUUGGGGUUCUUCUUCCAUUAUCGAGUGAUGCAUCCGGUGCAUGAUGCAUUUGCUUUGUGGCUCAUAUCUGUAAUCUGUGAAAUAUGGUUUGCCAUGUCUUGGAUCCUUGAUCAAUUCCCAAAGUGGUUCCCUAUUGAGAGAGAGACUUACCUAGACCGGUUGACACUGAGGUUUGACAAGGAAGGCCAGCCUUCUCAACUUGCUCCAAUUGACUUCUUUGUCAGUACGGUUGAUCCCUUAAAGGAACCUCCUUUAGUCACAGCAAAUACUGUUCUUUCUAUCCUUGCGGUAGAUUAUCCAAUUGAUAAGGUUUCUUGCUAUGUUUCUGAUGAUGGUGCUGCAAUGCUAACAUUUGAAGCAUUGUCUGAAACAUCUGAAUUUGCAAAGAAAUGGGUUCCUUUCAGCAAAAGGUACAAUAUUGAACCUCGUGCUCCAGAGUGGUACUUUCAACAGAACAUAGACUACUUGAAAGAUAAAGUGGCGGCGAACUUUGUUAGGGAGAGGAGAGCAAUGAAGAGAGAGUAUGAGGAGUUCAAGGUCAGAAUCAAUGCCUUGGUUGCUAAAGCCCAGAAAGUUCCUGAAGAAGGAUGGACAAUGCAAGAUGGAACACCCUGGCCUGGAAACAACGUUCGUGAUCAUCCUGGAAUGAUUCAGGUCUUCCUUGGCCAAAGUGGUGGCCAUGAUGUUGAGGGAAAUGAGCUGCCACGAUUGGUUUAUGUUUCAAGAGAAAAACGGCCGGGCUAUAACCAUCACAAGAAAGCUGGUGCUAUGAAUGCAUUGGUCCGGGUCUCUGCUGUACUAACUAAUGCUCCAUAUAUGUUGAACUUGGAUUGUGAUCACUACAUCAACAACAGCAAGGCUAUAAAGGAAGCAAUGUGUUUUAUGAUGGAUCCUUUGCUAGGAAAGAAAGUUUGCUACGUGCAAUUCCCUCAAAGAUUUGAUGGGAUUGAUCGUCAUGACCGAUAUGCUAACAGGAAUGUCGUAUUUUUCGAUAUCAACAUGAAAGGUUUGGAUGGUAUUCAAGGUCCCAUCUAUGUUGGUACUGGGUGUGUCUUUAGAAGACAGGCGCUAUAUGGUUAUGAUGCCCCCAAAUCAAAGAAGCCACCAUCAAGGACUUGCAACUGCUGGCCCAAGUGGUGCUUCUGCUGCUGCUGUUUUGGUAAUAGGAAGCACAAGAAGAAGACUACAAAACCUAAAACAGAGAAGAAAAAAAGAUUGUUUUUCAAGAAAGAGGAAAAUCAAUCCCCUGCAUAUGCUCUUGGUGAAAUUGAUGAAGGUGUUCCAGGUGCUGAAAAUGAAAAGGCUGGUAUUGUAAAUCAACAAAAGUUAGAAAAGAAAUUUGGCCAGUCUUCUGUUUUUGUUACAUCCACACUUCUGGAGAAUGGUGGGACCCUGAAGAGUGCUAGUCCAGCUUCUCUUCUAAAAGAAGCUAUACAUGUCAUUAGUUGUGGUUAUGAAGACAAGACAGACUGGGGAAAAGAGAUUGGCUGGAUCUAUGGAUCAGUUACAGAAGAUAUUCUUACUGGCUUCAAGAUGCACUGUCAUGGUUGGCGGUCAAUUUACUGCAUACCUAAACGGGUUGCAUUCAAAGGUUCUGCACCUCUGAAUCUUUCAGAUCGUCUUCACCAGGUUCUUCGGUGGGCUCUUGGGUCUAUUGAAAUUUUCUUCAGCAAUCAUUGCCCUCUUUGGUAUGGGUAUGGUGGUGGUCUGAAAUGUUUGGAAAGAUUUUCCUACAUUAACUCCAUUGUAUAUCCUUGGACGUCUAUUCCCCUCUUGGCUUACUGUACAUUGCCUGCCAUCUGUUUGUUGACGGGAAAAUUUAUCACUCCAGAGUUAAACAAUGUUGCCAGCCUCUGGUUCAUGUCACUUUUUAUCUGCAUUUUUGCUACAAGCAUCCUAGAAAUGAGAUGGAGUGGUGUAGGUAUUGAUGAUUGGUGGAGGAAUGAGCAAUUUUGGGUCAUUGGAGGUGUGUCCUCGCACCUGUUUGCUGUGUUCCAAGGACUUCUCAAGGUCAUAGCUGGUGUAGAUACAAGCUUCACUGUGACAUCAAAGGGUGGAGAUGAUGAAGAGUUCUCAGAGCUGUAUACAUUCAAAUGGACUACCUUAUUGAUACCUCCCACCACUCUGCUCCUAUUGAACUUCAUUGGUGUGGUUGCUGGCAUUUCCAAUGCAAUCAAUAACGGAUAUGAGUCAUGGGGGCCCCUCUUUGGGAAACUCUUCUUUGCAUUUUGGGUGAUUGUUCAUCUGUAUCCGUUCCUCAAAGGUUUGGUUGGAAGGCAAAACAGGACGCCAACAAUUGUCAUUGUCUGGUCCAUUCUUCUGGCUUCAAUCUUCUCACUCCUCUGGGUCCGGAUUGAUCCUUUCCUAGCGAAGAAUGAUGGUCCUCUUUUGGAGGAGUGUGGUUUGGAUUGCAACUAGGAGGUCAGCACAUCAACUCCCCCAUCAGCGUGUGCUUGAAGGAAUAUAUUUGCAAGUGUUUGUGCCCAUAUUUACACCUUCCCCUCUGUAUAGAUAGAGACAUGGAAAGUCUCGUGUUUCUUUUUUCCUUGGUGGUGGUGUGCUCAGCCUCAUAUCUGAAGUAUUGGGGAAAAAGGAGGCUGUGGUGUCCUUCAGUUCCAUCGUGGAAUACAGCAUGUGCAUGUGUUUGAUUGCUCAGCAUUCUUUAUUACUUGGGCGCAAAAUUAAUCGGGUGAGCCGAACAGGAAGGUGUUUAAUUCUGCACUGCUCUCCAUGUACAAACUUGUUACUCAAUAAGGCAGGCAGGAAUGGAUCUGCCAUUGGAACAGAGCAACAUGCACAGUAUUUAUGUAGUGAAUUAUGUUUGCCUGCGCGGUGAAGGGUUUGUUCGUUACAUGUUCGUCUAUACUAGAAAAAAGCAGACUAUCAGUGUUAGUGUGUAGCACAAUGUGUUGUAAAGGUGCCGGUUAUUUGUCGUGUAUUUGUAAUCGUGCCGUUGACAUUUUCAAAGAAAGGCUGUAAGGAUGACUGUGACUAGAUACAAAACAAUAUAAUGUUGAUUAUUCCUGUUCAUGGAACAAGAUGAUAUCAUUUCUGCUGUA
Molecule: messenger RNA, 4151 nt
Organism: Phragmites australis (common reed)
Lineage: Eukaryota; Viridiplantae; Streptophyta; Magnoliopsida; Poales; Poaceae
Product: probable cellulose synthase A catalytic subunit 5 [UDP-forming]
Exons: 14
Coding region: 244-3510 (1088 amino acids)
Biological process (GO): plant-type primary cell wall biogenesis; cellulose biosynthetic process
Cellular component (GO): plasma membrane; trans-Golgi network
Molecular function (GO): cellulose synthase (UDP-forming) activity
Source: RefSeq, a predicted model, not a curated record